Molecule: messenger RNA, 2855 nt
Organism: Amoebophrya sp. A25
Lineage: Eukaryota; Dinophyceae; Syndiniales; Amoebophryaceae
Source: the annotation of a GenBank genome assembly
CCAGCAUCUGUUGAUGGAGUUUCCCCGCUGUCUUCCCCCAUUUGUCGCAAAUAUUUUUGUUUUUUCGAGUGCUUUUUACCUCCUCCCCCGAAGAUAGGUUGCUCCCAUCGUAAUAUUGAAGUAGAUGUAGAUCGAUAGUAGUAUUUGUGAUACCUCCUGAUCGAUAGACUUUUUCUGGUACUAGUUUCCUUUUGAAAAUAUUGAUUCUAGGUCCACAACUCACUCACUCUCCCGUGUAUUUACAUUGCGGCUCUUGUUCUUUUUAUUGCCGCCCAUAGAUAAUCAUCCUCGUCCACCUCAACCUCUCCACCCAGAAGAUCAUUCGUUUUCGUGAAUGACACCUUCAAAAAAAUGGUGUUCCCUUCAUCGUGGUCUUUGGAUCCAAGAGGCGGGUCUCUAUCCUUCCUUUUGCAUGCGUGCUCUCUAUCCUUCUUCGGAGGAUCGGUGCUAAGUGUAGUGAGUGCACCUCCCGUGAUAUCUGCAUCCGCUUCCCGAUCCUCGUCAUCCACCCUGAUCGAAUUGCAACAACAACAGUACCAACAACAUGGUCAUGGGCAUCAGUCGGGUCCGCCUCAGAGUCCAUUGGGUCGAUUUUGGACUCGUAACCCCGAAGAUUAUUGGGGUCCGAUGUGCGUUAGAUCUGUCCCUGUCAAUUAAGGGUUUGCGAAUUACAUCCCUCACAACUACCAUUCUUGGCCCCUUUUCAAGUGGAAAAUACGCCAAGGAUGUUCCGAGGAAUGCAAUUCGGUAACCUUUAAGUAAACCACAGAAUGGAGAAGUGGCAAUUGCACGAAUUACUCGGCGAAGAUGCUGCAGUGGUGCGAAAAAAGGUGAGGCAAGUCCAAGGGGAGAUACGCAUUCAAUUAACCACGGAUGCAGCAAAGGGGAAACAGAACGUUGAGAAUUAUCUGAAGAACUACCUGAAUUUAGGCGGUCCUCCGACUGCAGGAGGUGCGCCCUCUCUAACGCCAAGAAGUAGUGCUUCUGGUGCUGGCGGAAAGGCUGUUGCCCAGCCGAAAGCGAAUGCGGCAUCUUCCUCAUUUGUUUCCGUCGACGUCGACGCUUCAGGGACUUUAUCCAAUUUACAGUUCCUCGAUAUGGAUGGUAAUGAUGAACCUACAGCUACAGCUGCUGGACGACCUCGUUUGGAAUUGGUGGACGAUGAAAUCGACGUGCGAAUGUCAGCUUCCUUCCUUUCCGAAAAGCAGGGUUCUUCUUUUAAUACACCUCCGACGAUCUCGACUUCUAGUUCAUUCGCCCAACAACAACAACAAAAUACUGCUAAUGCUGCUCCUGGUUCUCCACUUGUUUCGCAACCUACUGCUCAAUCACGACCUGAUGGGGGAGAAGGACGUGAAGUGGUCGGGUAUUUCUAUGCCUUGUAUCCGGAUCCAGGACACCUAGUGAAGUCGGAUGUGUAUGGCAGUCUGUAUCCUGACGGGUGCUUGAAGGUGCCGAUCAAAACUUACGGAGAUUUAGAAAAAGCUAUGCGGGAUCAAAAGGUAGAUUGUCUUUAUUUUCAACUUUGGCUAACUAUGACCUCCACAACUUAUCAAUAAGUUUGAUCUUGAUGUAGAUGUUUCGUUUUCGUAUUUGAAUAUCACUUGUCUCGUCUUCAUCUUGCGUCUUUUUGUCUUGAACAUCAACUUCCUAGUGGAUCAUGCGUUAAGAAUCUCUUCAACAUUAAAUCAUGAGUCCCUCGUUCUUCACCUUGUUGUUUUUGACAUCACAAUCACUUAGCAGGGUGGAUUCCUUCCCGGUGGCUUCUAUGGACGAGGUUAAUUCAUGGUCAUCCUCUACCUGUACCUGUAAUUACUGUUUCUUCAUCACAAUCACUCAGGGUGGUUUCUUACCCGGUGGGUCCUACGGCUGGGGAAUGGCGACUGAUCCGCCAGACAGUAUCCCUAUCAAAAAUGCUUACUGGUUAAGCAGAGGCAGUCGUGUUGUGAAGUCUGGCGCGAGUGCGAACCUUGCUGUAAUGGUUCACCGCGAUAUGGAAAUCGGAUCGAGUGGAGUUGCCAAUGGGCUCAGAGCACGACUAGUGAACUUGAAAACGGAUGCUUACAGCGAGGAAAGCGUCGUGUGCUUCAUCUUAAACAUUAUCCUGAUCACCGGUAUUGUGGUCUGCAUGCUAGUGCUGCUGGCGACGGUCUUCUGCCUGGGUCACAGAAGCGAGGAGGAAUCGCCAUCCGAUGACGAACUUUUCGACGAUAAAGAGGAGUGAAGUAGUUCGACGAUGAAGAGGAGUGAAGUAGAUCUUAAAAAGUAUAAGAUCUUGUCUUGGUGAUGGUGGAUCUUGAAACUGGAGGAAGGGAAGAGGAUUUCAGCUGGUGUGCUGAAUGGGUUGUAACAACUAUGUGCAGUUUUACUAGAUUGACUUUCUUCACUAGCUCACCUAGAAGGAGACUCGAAUUUGAUGUAAAUUUCUUUUGUAGGGAGGCACGAAGAUACUUGUUCUACAUUUUCACUACAGGUCGGAGUCGGAUGAAAUUAGGCAACAGUGUGUGCAAGUUGUACUGAGUACUAUUUUUUUAAGAUGAUAUGUAAAUUGUAAAUAAAGUGUAGGUGUAAUUAUACAACACAAAUAAUUUAUGAUCGAAACAAGUGACAACUGAUGCAAGCACGACGAAUGAGACGAUCAAAAUCGAAUCCUUGCAUGCAUCAAAUGAUUGCAUGAGUAUAAUGAAAAUAGGGGGACGAAAUGCAUGAAUUCAAAUCGAAGAUGAUACCCGCACAUCAUCAACUUGCGAACGAUGACAGACGCUAAACAUGCGGACCUCCCACGCACAUUCUCUGAGACCGGGAGCUGCAGUUAUGGACAAGAUGAAAAUACAAAUACUGCAUUCUUUGUGGAA